AUGCCGCCGAUUAAACAGAAACGCCGGAAACCGGCGAGAGGAAGUCGAGCAACCCGUAAACCGACACCCGAAGAACGGCUUUACGAGGUCCGGGAUAUCCUGGACGAGAAGUCCGCGAAGGGUGUAUUAUUGUACAAAGUAGACUGGGCCGAUAACCCUACCACCGGGGAGCGGUACGAGCCGACUUGGGAGCCCGCCGAGAACGUAACUGAAGCUGCAGUCGCCGAUUGGGAGAGGGAGAAGCGCCGGCGCGAAGACAUUGCACGAAGACGCGACUCUCACCCCGCCGUGGAAUGCGACAGUCGGCCGCCGGUCCUGCCCCAGAACUUGAAGCGCAGCCGGCAGCCCUCGAUUGCCGACGAGGAUAGGCCGGCGAAACGAUCUCGAGAGUCGGCCGAUUCUGGGUACACAUCCACCGACGGAGACCCUCAAUCAAACCAGUCCAGUGCCCAGUCCAGCUGGGCGCGUGUACCGCCAGUCCCGGACAACAAAGGGGAGCUUGUUGUUGAGAUAUCACGCCCGCCCAAUUUUGGUCCGUCUGAGUAUCGUGUCAUCAAUUCCUCUCAAUCCGCACCGCCCUCCCAAGCUGUGGACAACGCGGCCCCAUUGGGAGGUAGCAACGAACCAGAAAGCCAACUCAGCCGGAGAACCAUCCAGGAUUCCCAGGAGUGCUUUGACUCCCUUCAUACCCAGUCUACCGGCCAAUCGGCCACCCACCCUAGCGAGCCGACUUCACAAACUCAGAUAAGCCGUUCCGACCUCGACAUACCGUCGCGCCAACCGGAAACCUCUCAUCACGAUCCCAGCCACCCAGGCUUGCUCGAGACGACCGAAGGAGCGGCAUCUGACAACGUUCCGCACUCCAGUUCACGAUCUGAUCCGCAGCUUGGACACGAUUUAGUCUCGGACGAUAGUCCUUGGGGCGAAGGCUUUCUGACACAGCCCGACUACGAGCCCCCAAUCUUCGGCUCCGAGGCCGAGUCCUCUCGAUCUCCUGAAGAUCUUUCCGGUAGUCAGAGCUCUGGCCAGCCUCGGGAUCACAGGUCCGCCUCUCGGAGUUUUUCUGCUCGCGAAAUCAACUCCCUCCCGAGCGUUUCCAACUCCCAUUCACAACAGGCCGCCCAGCUAGUCUCCUUCAAUAGCAACAACCCGGGCCUCCUUCCGUCAUUCUCUCAACGCGCUAGACUGGACGAUAUAGUUCCGGAAACUGUCCCCAGACUACGCAUCACGAAGUCGCCCUUACAGAUUCCUAGCCAAAGCGCGAGCAGUCCACUGGGAGGAGGAACCCCACUCUCGUCUACCCUAGAUAAGGAGAGGAACGCGCCACAACCUUCUAUACCCCCCAACCGAAUCAUGGAGCGAUCAGAAGAAGUAACCCCGCGCCUUUCAGCUGUCGAACGGAUGCGGCAGUUGGGUGCUCGAGUAUUUGGUCCUCCACCAGGGACACCCUCGGAAAGCGGACCGGGUCAGGUUGUCGGCACGUCGCCAGCAGUUCCGCCCACAGAAUACAGACAUGAACCAGCGCUGAUAUCCCCAUCGGCGGUUCUUCCGCCGAGUGGGAAUUUUGCUGAACAAUUGGAAGCCUCUGCCGCUCCGGUACAUUCGUCCACCCAGCUAGCAGAGCAGCUUCCUGCGGUUCAUCUCGGUCCACAAGUUGGAAGUUUGGGCCAUGAUAGUAGCAUGGAUUUAAGUCUACCUACCGAGACACCAAUCAUGGACGGACCUGCCGAGUUCGAGCAGCAGCCGGCAACAGUGGCACCGGCAGACCUGACAACUUUGGUCGACCCCCCGCUUGUUCCCCACGACGACCUCUCUGUUGACGACCAGGUUCUCGGUGUUGAUAACUCUGCACUGGUGCCUUUGGACCAACCCGACCGGUCUCAGUCCCCGCCUGACAUGGGGGCGGAUGAGCAAGAGGACGACAGUCAUGUGCGGCAUUUUACCGUGACGCUUCCGAUGGCCGCCAAUACUCGGGCAAAGUACCUUGACAGGAUAACAGAGAACAAGGCGACUCUGAUCAAAUUUGGCGAUGUGUUUGCAAAUUCAUACACGAGUGAACCGGAUCCGGCUCUGGUCACGAAAAUUGAUACUAUAUUCGACCGCUUGCUCAACCUCUGCGAUCUGCCCGCGUAUGAGGACGACCUCCCGGAACUGGGCAAAGUGGACAUGAUGAAACAUGCCACCAACUCAAACAGCAAAUUCUUGUUUGUUUACGAGUUUAUCAACGGCUUAUGGGAUAUCAACGCCCGGAUCCUCGUCAUCUCCCAGCCCGGCCGGGCCUUUGAGUAUUUGGAAGCGGUCGUCUCGGCGACAGAUUGCCCAUACACAAUCCUUGGCCAAGAGAGCUCCACUGAGCAGAGCACCGAAGUGACCUCGGUUGUUCUGGCUGUAGCUAGUCAAGAUCUCUCCGCGGUUCAAGGGGGUGUCGAUGUCGUUAUCGCAUUCGACCAUAUGGCCCGAUCGGUAGAGCUCCCAGCGUCUCUGAGCUUUGAAGCCAUGGCACCAAUCGUCCUCUCUUUGGUUGCCACAUACUCGCUGGAUCACAUCGACCAACAGCUCGACCAGACCGAGCAUGACUUAAACAGUAUAGAGAGGCGGAACGCCCUCAAUCUGGCGAUAGCGACCGCAAUGGACUAUCUUCGGAAUCCCGAUCGGCAGAGCACCGAGCCGCAUCAAGCGGCCAAGACGUUUGCCGCCUUCCUAAGAAACCCGGAUGAUGGCCUAGAUUGGGAGGCGCACCCGCUCCCGGGCGACAUCUUCGAGAUGUGGCUCAGUUCACAAGAGCGUACUCAGGAGUCUCAGGCCGAUCUCCUGGUCGAGGCUGGCGGCCGGAAACGUCGCUUGCACGGCAUAGAUGAUGGGAUUCCCAAACGGCCGAGGCUUCUGGAUUCUCAACUUCCGUCUCGCAACUCCACACCAGCGAGGAUGAGCGACCUGCUGAGGCAGACACUCACGAACCACUCAGUCAACGGGCCGACCGGCCAAGUUGUCGAAAUCCCUGUGGAGCAGCUCGAGAAGAUGUCCGCUAAGAUUGCGGAACUGGAAAACCAACUCAUCACACAAGCCGCCAUUGAAGCCAAGACGCGUGAGCUUUGCACAAGUCUGGAGUCGCAACUCAGGUCUUACGAGCGCACCAUUAAGUCGCUGGAGCCAAAAUAUAUGGACGCCCUUCGCGAUCGUCAUACCUUUGAGAAACAGUGCCAAAAGGCCGUCGAGGCAGCGAGCGCCACGGCCGCACGUCUUGAAGCACAAAAUGCCGAGGUAAAGGACCUGCAAGAGAAGAAUAAGCUUCUGGAAUCGAAGCUUGCCGAGGCUCGCGAUACGCUAGCAAACUCAACAGUCCCUGAGAUUGCAAAGGUUGCCCAGGCGGAGAAGGAUCGCGACGAGGCCCUCGCCACGGCUGAAAAACUCGAGAAGAAGGUCCAAAGUGUGCAGAACGAGGCCGAGUACAGCCGAAAGGCGUACCAAGACGCAUCUAAUGCGCACACCAGCCUCAACCAGGAGUACCAGGAGCUGAAGAAGAAGGCCGCGGAAUUCGAGAGCCGCGCCAGUGAAAACUUGCGCAAAAUCCAUCAGAUCCACGCCCAAAACGAGAUGAACGAGGUCAACCGACAAAUCGACGAGCUCCAAGCAACACUCGACAACCGCGAGCGCGAGCUGGAGCGCGCCAAAGAGGAGCUGAAACUCCUCCGCAGCGGGCGCCGUGAGACGCGCCAGGCUAGUGUCCCGCGCAGCCCACGCAUGGGGGUUAUGAGCCCCCGGCCCGCCCGCGGGGUGGGAGCUAGUAGUCGAGGCACCAGCCCCGCACCCAUGAGCUCUGACGGACCAAGUGGGAACGAGGGCAACCCCGGUGCCAGUGGCAGCGGGGAGGAGAGCCGGCCGGCGCCCAGUCCGGCGGGCGGUGACCGCAGGGGGAAACAGAGAAAGCCUAGGACUUGGAACACGCGGGGCCCAGAGCGAGCGGAAUCCCCGAUCUUGGGCGUGCUACCCGAAGGCGAGGAUGAGGAAGAGUAUGAGCCGACGACGCCGACGCCGGCGCCGACAACGACGUGGCAGCUGAGAUCGGCGACAUCUUCUGCGUCCAAAUCCGCUAGGUCGCAGCGGUCGUCUGUGAGGCAGCAAGGAAAUCGCGACUGA
Molecule: messenger RNA, 4137 nt
Organism: Chaetomium globosum CBS 148.51
Lineage: Eukaryota; Fungi; Ascomycota; Sordariomycetes; Sordariales; Chaetomiaceae
Exons: 5
Coding region: 1-4137 (1378 amino acids)
Source: RefSeq, a predicted model, not a curated record